UUAUUACAACAAGUAAACCCAUUGCUUGAAGGCCUACAGCGUCCAACUCUUGGAUGCGUUCCAAACUUUGAUGUUGUUUCAGGUGAAUUUAUUCAAAUGCUCCACACAGGCAGUGAUCAUUGGGUCUGUGUAAGUUCCAUAGGAUGUUUGCCUAGGAAGGUUGGGCUUUAUGACAGUCUGUUUCAUGAUGUCAUAAGUCAAGAGAUAGAGGAGCAGACGAAUGACUUGCUAGGUGGUCAUUUGGUGGAACUUCAGUUUGUUCCAGUUCAACAGCAGACAAAUGAUAGCGACUGUGGGGUGUUCGCAAUUGCCUUUGCUGUCUCUCUUGCUUUGGGAACAAAUCCUAAGCAUGUAACUUUCGACACCCUUAGAAUGCGUCCCCAUUUAGCAGCCUGUCUUAAGGCAGAAAAAAUAAGCAUGUUUCCUAUUUUUUAA
Porites evermanni is the source of this 435-nucleotide messenger RNA. The record is from the annotation of a GenBank genome assembly. NCBI's taxonomy places the organism in Eukaryota, Metazoa, Cnidaria, Anthozoa, Scleractinia, Poritidae.